This is a messenger RNA of Cydia pomonella (codling moth), 2321 nucleotides long. RefSeq names its product cell division cycle protein 16 homolog (gene Cdc16). The transcript has 10 exons. The record is from RefSeq and is a predicted model, not a curated record. Lineage: Eukaryota; Metazoa; Arthropoda; Insecta; Lepidoptera; Tortricidae. Bases 170 to 2002 code for a protein of 610 amino acids. Gene Ontology annotation, molecular function: protein binding. Gene Ontology annotation, biological process: cell division.
GUCAACACCAAAACCAACCAAAACAUUACGUUAUUCUCUCAAUUUAAGCUUAAAUAAACUUGAUCUGUCUCUAAGUUUCUUACAAGUUGAAAAAAAUAGAAAUAUCUACUAGUCAAAGUCUAAGAAUAGUUACUUUAAGUUAAUAUUCAACAUUAAUUUGUCUUAUGAAAUGUCGAAAGCGGAAUCUACUUCUCGAGGCGGCACCGAUGGCCUGAACGUGGAUUUUAUGCGUUCACUAGUCAAACAGUACUCUGAACUGGGUCUAUGGACAAGUGCGCUGUUCUGGGCGGAUGCAGCAGCGGCGGCUGGCAGUGGGUCGGGCGCAGCAAGUGGGGAUGAUGUGUGGUUACUCGCUAGUGCCAUGUUGGCCCGAGGGGAGUACCAUCGAGCCGCUUAUGCUGUCACAUCUAGAGGCUUACACAAACAACAUUUACUAUGCCUUGGUGUAGCAAUGCGCGCCCAUCUAGCGGCGCAAGAGGCCGCCACUGCGCUGGCACUCUUCGAAGAGAGCGAUCCCGCGCUUUUGGAGCCCCGGAGUGACCAGACACACAAUCGUGCAUUAGCAGGCGUGCUAGUAUCCCAAGCUCGAGCUCUCUCCUCGCUUGAGCGGCGAGACGCGGCCUCAGCCGCUUUAUGCAGCGCGCUCCGAGCCGACUGCGCGUGUAUGGAGGCCCUCGCGCUGUUGCACCGGCAGACCCCGCUCACACACAAACAGGAGAUAGAGUUGCUGGACUCUCUGCCCAUCAGCAGCCAGCUGGGCGCCGCGGAGGGCGCGCUGCUGCGGGCCGCGUACCGGGACCGGAUCUAUCGGCAUUCCACGCCCCCACAGGAUACAAGUGAUCCGAUAUCAUCGUCAACGGAAGCGGUCCGCGCGCGCACGGCGGAGGCGGGCGCGUCGCGCGCGCGGCGGCUGGCGGCGGCCUGCGACUGGCCCGGCGCCCUGCGCGCGCUCGACGCCGUGGACCCGUGGUGCGCCGCGCCCGUCCGCGCGGCCUGCUUAGUGGAGCUGAAGAAGAGCGCUGAGCUCUUCGCGUUCGCUCAUACCCUGGUGGAUGCGUAUCCCAACUCGUGGACUUCUUGGUUCGCUGUUGGAUGCUACUAUUAUUUAAUAGGCAAGAACGAGUUAGCGCGGCGGUACCUGAGCAAAGCGAAGAGCUUAGAACCCGGCGCAGGCUGUGCCUGGCUGGCGCAGGGCCACAGCUUCGCGGCCGACAACGAGCACGACCAGGCCAUGGCGGCGUAUUUCAAGGCUAGUCAACUAAUGGCAGGCAGCCACUUGCCGCCGUUGUACGUGGGCGUGGAGUGCGCGCUGCUGAACAACUUCACCAUGUGCGAGCGCUUCCUGCUGCGCGCCGCCACGCUGCACUCGUGUAUAGAGACGGGUGAGGAAGAGGGCUGGGACACCAUAGCUCGCGUAGUCAAAGAACCUCAUGUAGCUCAUGAGGCGGGGGCUGCUGCCUUCGCCGCGGGACAACCUCGAGCGGCUAAAGAGCUGUGGCUGGCGGCGUUACAAGCCGCGCCCGAGAUAAGAGGCAAGAGCGAGAGCAUGCACCCGCGCUGGGCGGCGACGCUGGACGCGCUGGGGCACGCGUGCCGCAAGCUGGGCCAGCUGGGCGAGGCGCUCGCCUGGCACGAGCGCGCGCUGGCGCUGCGGCCCGCGCGCGCCGCCACGUGCGCCGCGCGCGGCCUGUGCCUCGCGCUGCUGGGCCGCGAGCGGGACGCGGCCGCCGCGCUGCACGCCGCGCUCUCCAAGGACCCCGACGACGUGGUGUCCCUGGCGCUGCUCGAUGCUAUAGUGGACCGGCUGGACGCGGCGCUGACGGGUGGGUGUUGUAACGUGCGCCGCGCGCGGCCUGUGCCUCGCGCUGCUGGGCCGCGAGCGGGACGCGGCCGGCGCGCUGCACGCCGCGCUCUCCAAGGACCCCGACGACGUGGUGUCCCUGGCGCUGCUCGAUGCUAUAGUGGACCGGCUGGACGCGGCGCUGACGGGUGGGUGUUGUAACGUGCGCCGCGCGCGGCCUGUGCCUCGCGCUGCUGGGCCGCGAGCGGGACGCGGCCGCCGCGCUGCACGCCGCGCUCUCCAAGGACCCCGACGACGUGGUGUCCCUGGCGCUGCUCGAUGCUAUAGUGGACCGGCUGGACGCGGCGCUGACGGGUGGGUGUUGUAACGUGCGCCGCGCGCGGCCUGUGCCUCGCGCUGCUGGGCCGCGAGCGGGACGCGGCCGGCGCGCUGCACGCCGCGCUCUCCAAGGACCCCGACGACGUGGUGUCCCUGGCGCUGCUCGAUGCUAUAGUGGACCGGCUGGACGCGGCGCUGACGG